Molecule: messenger RNA, 1327 nt
Organism: Mus caroli (Ryukyu mouse)
Lineage: Eukaryota; Metazoa; Chordata; Mammalia; Rodentia; Muridae
Source: RefSeq, a predicted model, not a curated record
AGCAGAUUGGAAACUACUCUCAGAAGCUUUGUCACUGCCUGUGAGAGUCCAGCUCCAGGGAGGAAACCGGAGGAGCAAAGGGGAGUGGACAGAAAGGGAUAGGGAGGGACUAAUGAGGGGACCGGUUUAAUAGGGUGCCCUUGUUGUUAGCACCUGGGACUUGCCGCAGCUCAGAACUUCAUUCCUCAGACAAACCAGCUGCAGUUUAGCCAUGCUUGCUGCUGCGGGCUCCCUGGUAGCCACGAUCUGGGCAGCGCUCCAUCCCAGGACUCUGUUGGUGGCUGCAGUCACCUUCCUGCUCCUGGCUGACUACUUCAAAAACCGGCGCCCCAAGAACUAUCCCCCGGGGCCUUGGGGUCUGCCUUUCGUGGGCAACAUAUUCCAGUUGGACUUUGGGCAACCCCACCUCGCAAUCCAGCCGUUGGUGAAGAAAUAUGGGAAUAUUUUUAGCCUGAAUCUUGGUGACAUAACUUCAGUGAUCAUAACUGGACUGCCCUUAAUCAAAGAAGCCUUUACUCACAUGGAACAAAACAUUAUGAAUCGUCCUCUAAGUGUUAUGCAAGAACGUAUUUCUAAUAAAAAUGGAUUGAUCUUCUCCAGUGGCCAGACAUGGAAGGAGCAAAGAAGGUUUGCCCUGAUGACACUGAGGAACUUCGGCUUGGGAAAGAAGAGCUUAGAGGAGCGUAUGCAGGAGGAGGCCUCGUACCUAGUGGAAGCCAUAAGAGAGGAGGAAGGAAAACCUUUCAACCCUCACUUCAGUAUCAACAAUGCAGUUUCCAAUAUCAUUUGCUCUGUCACCUUUGGGGAGCGCUUUGACUAUCAUGACAGUAGAUUUCAGGAGAUGCUGAGGUUACUGGAUGAGGUUAUGUAUUUGGAGACAACAAUGAUAAGUCAGCUGUAUAAUAUCUUUCCAUGGAUAAUGAAAUACAUCCCUGGAUCACAUCAGAGAGUUUUCAGAAACUGGGAAAAACUGAAAUUGUUUGUCUCUUGUAUGAUUGAUGAUCACCGGAAAGACUGGAACCCUGAUGAACCAAGAGACUUCAUUGAUGCUUUCCUCAAGGAAAUGACAAAGUACCCAGAGAAGACUACAAGUUUCAAUGAAGAAAACCUUGUCUGCAGCACCUUGGACCUCUUCUUUGCUGGAACAGAGACAACAUCAACUACAUUACGCUGGGCUCUGCUCUACAUGGCCCUCUACCCAGAAGUGCAAGGUAAGCAUAUUGUGACUAUACCUGACAGAGCCAAAUUCUUCUUCUGGAAUCUAUGGCUUAGAGAAGGCCAGAAGAUGGUGCAGAGAAAGGGUGUGGCAUAGCUGUGAGGCAGUGUG